GUCACAACUUUAUGAACAUUUGUUUUCUAUUCUAUUAAUUAUCAGAAAGCCAUUAGUAUAGCAACCUUAUUUGAGCGAUAGCUGCCUGCAGUAAAAAGGUAUCUACAAUCAGUUUAUCUUUCCCUUGCGACAUAAAGAUGCAUUAAAAGCAAUUAUUGGUAUGGGAUUAGUAUGCAUAAGCUAGACAAAUCAACAAAACACUUUAUGAUAUUACAGUAAUUAAUAAUUUACCCAUCAAAAGUUAGUGCAUGCCGUAAAUAUUCAAAAUAUAUUGAAAUGUCUGCAACAUUUGUCUCUACAGAACUGUCGCAAAUUCUUCGUCGCGAUGACAUUUUUCUUCGGAAUUAUGGGAAGUUCAAUGAAAAAGAACGCUCACUUCAUGUACAAACAGUUGUAUGGUUAUACAUACACAUUCUCCUUUUUUGGCUCUUUAAAAUUGUAAACAAACUUCUGUGCAUAUAUCAUAGUUCUUAGCAGUCCAAAUACAUCGACAGUAAUUUAAUUCCUGAACUGUAACAGAGUUUUUAUUUGGAGCAUUUUUGAGGAGGUGAAAGACACUUGAAUUUUACUGGAAUUAACGACGGAAAGCAUGUGUUAUGACUAGAUAUUAGAAAGGUCACUGCUUGAACAACCAGCACCUCCAUAAUGCUCUAAAAUGCAUUUUAACCUGAAUAUCUGACACUGCUGGAGAUUGUGCAUUAACUGCUUUUAUGUAAAACUAUUCAUAAUAUAACAUGAUCAGUCUAUAGUUUACUUUAUAUAACAUAACAUAAUAUGACAUAAAUGUAUGUUAAUGUAUUUUUUAAGCUAAAGAAUUAUUAUUUCAUGCUUUUCCGUCCUUUACUGAAAUUUAACGGUGGAUUAUAUUCAUAAAUUCCACUGUUUAUAUAACGUUGCACGAUGCAAGUAAAGUUGUGCUGGUGAAACUGGUAAAAUAUUACGUUUGAUGUUAAUGUUUACGUCGAUCACACACUGAAACAAACAAAUAUCCUUUGUUUCUUACUUGAUUAUGGGAUCCAAGCAAAGAGUAAAGGGCCUUUUCCUAAUUAUAUGGUGACGGCAAGCGGAAUAUUUCAAUCUCAUUUCAUUCAACUCUUCUAUGAAAUUCAGUAUUAUUACUUUUUAUAUGGCAUUUUUAAAUGAAAUUCAUAUGAAGUGAAAUUCACAAUAAGUUUUUAUUAGUACAUAUAACAUAUAUAACAGUAAGAUUUUGAUUACAUAUUUUUAUGUUGAUUUUGUUUUUCAUUUGAUGAUUUAGUAGACGUGCAUUUAAACUCAUUCAUUAUCGAUGUUUGUUUUUGUUGAUGAUGUUAACUGCAUAAUAAUUUACUCGGAACUUGAAUCGAUCAUGCAAUUCUGCAUUAUUAAUCAGUGCUUAUUAAUGAAAACAUAGCAGCAUCAGUGAUUAUCCCUGUUCAUGUAGGGGAUAAACUAUAUUUUGUCAUGAUACUGGUUAGAUAUAUAUAGAAUCUAUUUGUGAGAGUAAAGGAAUGACACAUUUAGGAAAAUGAAAACACUUUUUCUCAUUUUGAUUUUGGAUGCAACGGUUGUCCAAGGGAAUGUCAAUAAGACAGACGUUUAUAAGAUAAUAUUCAAGGACUACAAAAAAGAAACUAUUCCGAAAAAAGAUGGUACAGGAGCAAUUACUGUGAAUUUGAAUUUGGUUCUUUAUUCAAUCCAUAACGUCGAUGAAAAGUAUCAGACAAUUUCGGUUCGAGCAGUUUUAGAUAUUCAGUGGAAAGACGAAUUUCUGACAUGGAAUCCAGAUCAUUACGGCGAUGUUAAAUCCAUCACAGUUCCGAGUGAAAAAAUAUGGAUUCCCGACAUUGUUCUACAGGAUACAGUUGGAUAUAUAAGCGAUUCCAUUAAAAAAGAUGGCAGAGCAAUGAUUAAUCAUAACGGACGAGUAACAAUUUGGCCAAAUGACUUAUAUACAGUUGCAUGUAAAUUAUCAAUUAAGAAAUUUCCAUUUGAUAAACAAACCUGCCUACUUGAUUUUCUCUCAUGGACAAGUCCGUCCUCAGUUAUCCAACUCGUAAACUCAGACACAAACUGGAUUCCACAAGAUCAUGAUAUCUUGGAAAAGGGAGAAUGGCAUCUGCAAAACGUACGAAUUAUAAACGAAAGUAAAUCAUUCGAUAGAGGGAACUGGGCUCACGUAAUAUUCGUAUUGGACAUUCAAAGAAAAUCGCUUUUUCACAUAGUAAACAGCCUCAUACCUGUUAUUUUGAUAUCCAUAUUGGAUGUUAUGUGCUUUGUUUUACCUUCCGAAUCAGGCGAAAGGGUGGGACUGUCUAUAUCUAUUUUCCUGACGUUGACUAUUUUUCUUUCUGCCGUGAAUAGCACUUUACCAGAAUCAUCAGAUGAAGUUGCGAUUUUUACAAUUUUCAUUGGAUUUCAAAUUCUAGGAAGUGCCCUGUCGGUGGUAAUGACCAAUGUUUCGUUGUACUUCUACUUUAAAAACAUACAGGAUCCGAUUCCGUUUUUGUUAUGGCGUUUUGCAAAAGUCUGUUGUAUGAAGAAGAACACAACCGAAAACACGAAAGUCACGUGGCAGAUGGUUUCACGAGCUUUGGACAGACUUUGUCUAGUGUCAGCUAUUAUUUGGCACCCGCUUCUAAUUGGGAGUCUUUUCAUUGCAGCUUAUCAGUAAGCACGACUGAUACAAAAAUGGAUCAUUUAAAAGUAAUCAGCAAUACUGAUUUUGUUUGAUAUAGGAUAUUUAGCUUUGUAUAUUGAAUUAUCAGUAUGCAUGUCUGUUAAAAUACAUAUCAAUAAAUGUGGAUUUGGACU
Messenger RNA from Mercenaria mercenaria, 2793 nucleotides. Its product is annotated as acetylcholine receptor subunit alpha-like. Gene Ontology annotation, molecular function: neurotransmitter receptor activity; extracellular ligand-gated monoatomic ion channel activity; transmembrane signaling receptor activity. Bases 1508 to 2653 code for a protein of 381 amino acids. Gene Ontology annotation, biological process: regulation of membrane potential; signal transduction; monoatomic ion transmembrane transport. The record is from RefSeq and is a predicted model, not a curated record. The transcript has a single exon. Lineage: Eukaryota; Metazoa; Mollusca; Bivalvia; Venerida; Veneridae. Gene Ontology annotation, cellular component: synapse; neuron projection; membrane.